Messenger RNA from Diceros bicornis minor, 4167 nucleotides. RefSeq names its product MICAL like 1 (gene MICALL1). Gene Ontology annotation, molecular function: protein binding. The record is from RefSeq and is a predicted model, not a curated record. NCBI's taxonomy places the organism in Eukaryota, Metazoa, Chordata, Mammalia, Perissodactyla, Rhinocerotidae. The coding region runs from base 294 to 2858 and encodes 854 amino acids. The transcript is spliced from 16 exons.
GGGAGCCGGCGGCAGUGAGUAGGCGGUGGCCGGCCGGGCCGGGCCACGCGGGCGCGGCUGCUGGGGCAGGUCCAGGCAGGGCCGGGCGGGGAGCAGGCAGCCGAGCCGGGCCCCGGCGCCGGAGCCCGAGCGCGGACACCGAGGCCGCGACCCCGCCUCCGGCCCGCCCUGCGCCCGCCGCCCGCGGUCGGCGCCCGGAGCUCGGAGCGCGCGGGGCAGGGCCGCGCGGAGCUGCAGCCGGGGCCGCGGCCGCAGCCGGAAGCCCGAGGGGGAAGCCCGAGCCCCGCGCGCUCAUGGCGGGGCCGCGGGGCGCGCUGCUGGCCUGGUGCCGCCGCCAGUGCGAGGGCUACCGCGGCGUGGACAUCCGCGACCUGAGCAGCUCCUUCCGGGACGGCCUGGCCUUCUGCGCCAUCCUGCACCGGCACCGGCCCGACCUGCUAGAUUUUGAUUCACUUUCCAAGGACAAUGUCUUCGAGAAUAACCGUUUGGCCUUUGAAGUGGCUGAGAAGGAGCUGGGGAUCCCUGCUCUCCUGGACCCCAAUGACAUGGUCUCCAUGAGUGUCCCCGACUGCCUCAGCAUCAUGACCUACGUGUCCCAGUAUUACAACCACUUCGCCAGCCCUGGCCAAGCUGGUGUCUCAGCACCCAGAAAGGACCUGGCACCCUCUUCCCUGCCAUCCGAAACACCUACUCCAACGGAACCAGGAGACACGGCUCAGGGUGAGGAGCUCUCCCCCAGCAGCCUGUCAGAGCAGGGCACCCACCGGACCCCCAGCAGCACAUGCGCGGCCUGCCAGCAGCACGUGCACCUGGUGCAGCGUUACCUGGCCGAGGGCAAGCUGUACCACCGGCACUGCUUCCGGUGUCAGCAGUGCUCCAGCACCCUGCUCCCUGGAGCUUACAGGAGUGGGCCCGAGGAGGGCACCUUUGUGUGUGCGGAGCACUGCGCCAGGCGGGGCCUGGCUAGGUGGCCAGGGGCCAAGCUCGGGCCCCCUCGACAGCCAAAGCAGCAGCAACUUGCAGAAGAAGCCAAGGAUGUGGAGGGAGACAGUCCUUGUCCUCAUGCGGCUGCAGGGGUUAAGGUGGACACGCCCAAGGCCAGCCCUGAGGCCCGGCCCCAGAUCCCCACCAAGCCCCCGGUUCCUGGAAAACCCCAGGAGCUGGCCAGCCCCCCGGCCAGCCGCCCCACGCCUGCCCCCAGGAAGGCCUCGGAGAACACAGCCCCGACACCCCCCACGCCCCGGCCCCGGUCCAGUCUGCAGCAUGAGAACUUGGAGCAGAGUGGCAGCAGUGGCCUGGUGAAUGGAAAGCUGCACGAACCCCCCGUCCCCAAGCCGAGAGGGACGCCCAAGCUGUCAGAGAGGACACCAGCCCCCAGGAAGGACCCCCCAUGGAUCACGCUGGUGCAGGCAGAGCCAAAGAAGAAGCCCGCCCCCCUGCCCCCAAGCAGCAGCCCUCGGCCGCCAAGGCGGGACAGCAGGCAGGUGGAGAAUGGUGGCGUGGAGGAGGUGGCCCCACGGAGCCUGGCGGCGGCUGGCCAAGAGCCCAAGCCCUACAACCCCUUUGAGGAGGAGGAGGAGGAGGAGCCCCCCGCUGCACCCAGCCUGGCCCCUGGCCCGGCCCCCCCUGAGUCCACACCCAAGUCCCUGCACCCCUGGUAUGGCAUCACUCCCACCAGCAGCCCCAAGACAAAGAAGCGCCCUGCUCCCCGCGCGCCCAGCACGUCCCCACUCGCUCUCCACACCUCCCGCCUCUCCCACUCGGAGCCGCCCUCGGCUACCCCGUCGCCAGCCCUCAGUGUGGAGAGUCUGUCGUCCGAGGGCUCCAGCCAGACCCCUGCUGGGGAGCUUCUGGAGCCACCAGUCGUGCCCAAGAGCUCCUCAGACCCUGCUGUCCAUGCCCCCAGCACUCCUGGGACCUCUGCCAGCCUCUCCGCCAACUCCUCCCUGUCCUCCUCUGGGGAGCUGGUACAGCCCAGUGUGGACCGGACGCCGCAAGCCAGCCCUGGCCUUGCCCCCAAUGCUAGGGGCAGCCUGGGUCCCCAGCCAGCCAAGCCCCGCAGUGGCGCUGCCCCCACCCCUCUCUUGUUGGUUGGAGACAAGAGCCCUGUGCCUUCCCCUGGAACCUCGUCCCCGCAGCUCCAGGUAAAGUCUUCCUGCAAGGAGAAUCCUUUUAACCGGAAGGCAUCACCCACAGCAUCCCCAACCACAAAGGUCACCAAGGGAUCCAAGCCAGCAAGGCCGCCUGCCCCAGGACACGGCUUCCCUCUCAUCAAGCGCAAGGUCCAGGCUGACCAGUACAUCCCCGAGGAGGACAUCUACGGAGAGAUGGACACCAUCGAGCGCCAGCUGGAUGCCCUGGAACACCGUGGGGUUCUGCUGGAGGAGAAGCUGCGUGGCGGGGCAAACGAGGGCCGUGAGGACGACAUGCUGGUGGACUGGUUCAAGCUCAUCCACGAGAAGCACCUGCUGGUGCGGCGGGAGUCGGAGCUCAUCUAUGUCUUCAAGCAGCAGCACCUGGAGCAGCGCCAGGCCGACGUGGAGUAUGAGCUGCGGUGCCUUCUCAAUAAGCCAGAAAAGGACUGGACAGAGGAGGACCGGGGCCGCGAGAAGGUGCUGAUGCAGGAGCUUGUGACCCUCAUCGAGCAGCGCAACGCCAUUGUCAACUGCCUGGACGAGGACCGGCAGAGGGAGGAAGAGGAGGACAAGAUGUUGGAAGCCAUGAUCAGGAAGAAAGAGUUCCAGAAGGAGGCUGAACCCGAGGGCAAGAAGAAGGGGAAGUUCAAGACCAUGAAGGUGCUGAAGCUGCUAGGAAACAAGCGUGAUACCAAGAGCAAGUCCCCCGGGGACAAGAGCUAACAGCGAGGGCCGCCAGCCGGGGACUCCCACCCGUCCUGUCUUGGAUCCCGGGCUGUGCUUGCUGGGGGACACCUGCUUCCCUUCAGGAUCAGUCGAGAGGAAAGAUGACUUACGGGGAGGGAGCCUUUGGGUGGCCUCUCCCUCCUCAGGGUCCUCUGGCUGGUCUGGGCCAAAGUUUUCUUCCCUCUUCUCUGAGCCACAGGCAGCUGAGGCUCAGCCCUGCCCAGCCUGGUUCUGACGACUCCAGAUGCUGUGACUGACCCAAGGAGCAGGCAGGGUCCUGAGUCCAGGGGGCAGCAGCAGCCGAGCACAGCUGCCCCUCGUCCUGCCCAGCCCCUGCUGUGAUAGACAGCUCCUUGGUCCCUCUUCCCUCUUCCCACAUCCAGACGGGAUUCUUAGCUGGCAAAGUCCUGACCCGAAGGUCCUCCGAGGCGCGAGGUCUGUCCUUGGUUGGCCUCUGGCCUGGUCUCCUGCCUCUAGGGUUCUGCCCCCUUGGCAGGCCAGCAAGCAGGGCUUGGUUGCAUUGGCUUCUUCCUGCCCCAGCCCUGCCUCUGAGUCCCUGCCUUCCUUUCUAGGGCAGGUGGCCCUGAGUCUGUUUCUCUGCACUCAGGAGCUCUAUUUAUGAAGUCGCUGAUUAAGUUUGAGUUAGUCACUGUGUCCUCAGACACGAAGAGGCCUGAUGGACAGAACCCUUCCUCUGUCCUUGCACAUUCUAGGAGGUGCUUCCCUCACCUCCUCUGGUUCCAUAGGAACAAGACCUCACGUCCCAGGACACGGGACUGUGAUGGCGUGCUGGGUGGGUGGGUGCCCUUGUGCUGAGUCCCCCAGAGAGGGCCUCUGGGUGGCAGGCCCCCAGCUACAGUUCUGGUUCCUGAUCAGCUGAGGGGCCGUGCUUCAUGUAGGUGCUAAUCCUGGCUCUUUAACACACUGUAGUCCGGCCCCUCAUUUAGGCUUGUCCCCACCACCCCAGGGCUCGGGGAUGGGGGGCCCAUUGUCUCCUCACACCUGUCUGUUGUUUGUUCUCUCCCGACUUGUUGCCACCAAAGGACUGACGGCCACUCCCCCACUGGGAUGGCUGUGGGAGAGGAGGAGCUGAGGGGACAGCGCCUUUCCCCCCGGGAAUGUGUCCAGCAGCUCUUGGUCGAAGCACUGUUGCUAUAAGCUAUUUCUGGGGGCCUCCAGGGCCCCUCGCCUCAGCACACCUCUCGGGAAAGAUCGCACUGUAUUAACUCGCGGGGUUUUCCUCACCGACAAUAAAUGGAGACAACCUCAGCUGCCUGCCCUGCAGCCUCAGGGUGCUUUUCCCUCA